CGCCCCUGCAGCAGCAGCAGCUGGCAGAGCCGUUAGCCUCCAGGCUAACAGAUGAGCUAACCCUCUUAGGACCGGAAAUGACCAGCUGGCUUUAAUUUAACCCGAAUAGCGGACAGCUUCCGGUGUUUUCUGUUCAGAUCGUCCAUGUCAUCAUGUCUGUCAUCACUUGGGAGGUUGUUGGUGAUCACUUUCUCAUCAACCAAGCCAAGAGCUCCACUCAUGACAACACAAAAUGUCUUAAUGUGGAGAAGAAAGAGGAACAGAACGAGCCAAGAGCUCGUCCCAUUAAAGACGAAGAGAUUGAAGUCUGCAUCAUUCAGGAUGAGGAGCAGGCUGAUGUGAAGCCGAAGGCCGACACAUGUGCGGCGACUCCUUCUCACCAGGUAGCACCAGAACUCCCACAGGCACUGGUGACUCAACAGAUCAACAAUAGAGCGGUGGAAAUCGGAGUCUUGCAGGAAGGCAAGCUGUGUGAAGUGAAGGAGAAGACGGAAACCAUUGUUCUGAAGCGUCACCAAGAAAGGAGAGGCAUCCAUGAAGUAAACAGUGACGAUGCACAAGAUAGAAACUUUUCUUGUCAUGUAUGCGGUAAAUGCUUUGCCAAGUGCACCUACCUAACUGAUCACAUGAGAACUCACUCAGGUGAGAAACCCUUCUCAUGUGUAACAUGUGGAAAAUGCUUCACACAGAAAACAAACCUGAUUGUGCACAUGAGAACCCAUACAGGUGAGAAGCCCCAUUCCUGUCAGUUAUGUGAGAAGUCUUUCAGAGCCAGCGGCCAUUUGGCUAGCCACAUGAGAACUCACACUGGAGAGAAACCGUUCUCAUGUUUGGUCUGUGGAAAAGGCUUCACUCAGCAGAGUAACCUGACUGUUCACAUGAGAACCCAUUCAGGAGAAAAACCCUAUUCUUGUGAUGCUUGCGGCAAAGCUUACAGCGACAAAACAUAUUUAAACGAUCACAUCAGGAGUCACAGAGGAGAAAAGCCGUAUUCCUGCAAAGUCUGUGGCAAAUCCUUCAGUAACCGCAGCCCUUUGACCAACCACAUGAGGACUCACACAGGGGAGAAGCCAUACCACUGCAAAAGCUGCAGCAAAUCUUUUAGUGACUGUAGUAAUUUGGCUAAGCACAUGAGAACCCACACCGGAGAGAAGCCGUACUACUGCAGGGUGUGUGGUAAGGCUUCCAGUGACAGCAGCAGCAUGGCUAAACACCUGAGGACCCACAGCAGGGGCAAGCAGAAGUUUCCUUACGUCCAGAGGGAAUCUUCCUGAAUAAUUUGCCCAUCAAGUUUUCCCAUUAUUCAGUCUGAUGGGUUGAAAACAUUCUGAAGAUCCUCCAUCGUUCCCAGCCACCAUUAAAACCAACCAGUGCAGCUUCUGUUUGUGGCCCCUAACACCCCAUAAAAUCCAGUUCGUGAGAAGCAGUUUCCCUAUCAGUAUGUUUCUACCUGGAGCCACAGCGACACCUAGUGGGCUACAAGACAGUGGUUAGAGCCUCCCUGAGCCUGGAAACCUUGGCUUAUUAAACACAUUCUGACUUUGAAGGGAACGUCUGGGUUUCAGCACAUCCCUCUGCUAUUGGCUGCUAGACUUCCUCACCAACAGACCUCAGUCAGUCUGGGUCGGACUGAACACCUCCGAUGUCAUCAGUCUAAGCCCCUCCCCUUAGGGCUGCGUCCUGAGCCCCCUGCUGUU
Cyprinodon tularosa is the source of this 1697-nucleotide messenger RNA. Its product is annotated as gastrula zinc finger protein XlCGF8.2DB-like. Gene Ontology annotation, biological process: regulation of transcription by RNA polymerase II. Gene Ontology annotation, molecular function: RNA polymerase II cis-regulatory region sequence-specific DNA binding; DNA-binding transcription factor activity. Lineage: Eukaryota; Metazoa; Chordata; Actinopteri; Cyprinodontiformes; Cyprinodontidae. The record is from RefSeq and is a predicted model, not a curated record. The transcript has 2 exons. The coding region runs from base 153 to 1274 and encodes 373 amino acids.